Molecule: messenger RNA, 585 nt
Organism: Lactuca saligna
Lineage: Eukaryota; Viridiplantae; Streptophyta; Magnoliopsida; Asterales; Asteraceae
Source: the annotation of a GenBank genome assembly
AUGAGUCAGUGUAGGAGAGCCAAGAAGUAUGAAUUGAGAACAAUAGCUAAAAAUUAUGCAAGAUUAUGGUCAUAUGGUGAGGAGAUUAGAAGAUCAAAUCCUAGACCCACAGUUAAAAUUUGUGUUGAUUCAAUGCUUGAUGGGGAGUUGCUUUGUGCUGUGGGUAGAGAUGCUAACAAUGAAAUAUUCCCGAUUGAUUGGGUAGUUGUUUUUGUGGAAAACAAAGAGAAUUGGAAAUGGUUCAUAGAAACGCUUUCAGAAGAUUUGCAAUGCUGGAAUGAUGGGCAUGGUUUGGUUCUAAUUUCGAAUCAACACAAGGAGUCUGUAAACGUUGCCAUAGGGGUUGGGGAUGAUGAGGUAAUGGUAGAUGCUAGUGAUGUUUUGGAGAGGACAGGUGAGGAAGAGUGGAUGGUGGGAAUCAAUGGACGAGAUGAAGGGGUGAAGGUCAAUGCCCGUAUUCAUCAAGUUAAGCAUGUUAAACCACCUAACAAACGAAAGAAGUCAGAAAUAAUCAUUAAAAUGAAGCUUGCAAAAAAUGUGGGAGGUGAAGGUAGCAGUGUUGCAACGACCAUGGAGUUGGAUUAA